Molecule: messenger RNA, 1750 nt
Organism: Agrilus planipennis (emerald ash borer)
Lineage: Eukaryota; Metazoa; Arthropoda; Insecta; Coleoptera; Buprestidae
Product: inhibitor of growth protein 1
Exons: 4
Coding region: 711-1622 (303 amino acids)
Biological process (GO): positive regulation of DNA-templated transcription
Cellular component (GO): nucleus
Source: RefSeq, a predicted model, not a curated record
CCCAGGAGCCGUCCGACUGUGUUCAACGAGGGUUCGUUUUGUUCGCAAUGAGGACCCUCAGGACAGAAUAAAGUACUCAGAACGUAAUAUCUUCGCGAGGUACUCCAAUUUAAAAAAAAACGUUCUACAACCCGCGGAACCCGAGACAUUCAUCCGACAACAGCCGCUGAGCCAGAUGUUCUCCCUAUCUUGUGUCGUUACAAUGGACCGUGCAAGAAGCCCACACUACUGCACUGGUUUUUCGAUAAAAAAACUGCAAUUGAAGAUUAUCGAAAAAUUUUUUUAAAUGCAACUAACCGGGUAUCCAUUAUGUAACGUCACGGACGUUUCCCGGCCCUUUCUUAGACGUUGCCGUUAACUGCUCACUAGCCACUACGUAGUAUUAAUUCCUUGUUCUGUUGGUUCUGUCCAUAGAUUGGGGUUUUGUCAAAUAAACGUAUGAAUAAAUCAAAUAAAUCAUAUGGAAUUUGGGAGUAUGUGGAGUAUGAAACGUUGCGCUAGUGUUUGUUUAAUCUUGUUUCAAAUUCAAUAAAAUGUGAAACGAUAGUGUUACUGUGUGGUUUUGGUAUUAUGUGAUUAUAAUAUAAGGCAUACGUUUUCUACACUUUUUGAUUUUCAUUCAAGACUUAUAUAAAAAUGUAAUUUGACGCCAAUUUAACUGCAAUUAUAUUCUUAAGUAUAAGCUUGUUUUUAUCGAAUAAAGAACAAAAAUGUUAAAUCAAGUAUCAGUUGAAGCUGUUUACUCUGCUACCUAUGUUGAGAAUUAUUUGGAUUGUGUGGAAAAUUUACCAGAUGAUUUGCAGCGCCUUAUUUCAAGAAUGCGUGAACUUGAUGUCUACUAUCUGGCUCGCGUUAGAGAAGCUGAAUAUCAAUGUGAAAUAUGGAGAACAAUCAGCAAAGAGAAUUUAUCAAAAAAGACAAAGUCAUUCGCAAGAAUGCAACAAGCACUUAUUGCAGCUCAAGAAUUAGGAGAUGAAAAGAUGAACCUUCUUCAGAGCAUCCUGGACAAAAUAGAGAUGAAGACAAGGUUGCUUAAUCAGGACUUUAAGAAUUUAGAUUUUGGAAAAGAAGAGUCUACUGUGGACACUAAAGAACAGCAGCCAACUUCUAACAAUACUUCCACGUCAACUUCUUUGUGUCAGAAUGAACGUCCCAUCAAACGUUUAAGAAGAACUAGACAUGAUACAUUAACAGGAAUCGAUCCUAUCAGUGAUGGUAACAGUGGGGAUCUGAUGGUGAGAAACCAGACUAAUGUGAGUUGUGCUCACACUAAUAACAUGAGAAAGUCAAUUAAUGGUAAAAAGAAGAAACGCAAAUCACGACAAAUCCAAACAUCUCAACGCGAAGAUUCUCCUCCCAAGGAAGAAGAGACUGCAAUUGAUCCAAAUGAACCUACAUAUUGUCUGUGUGAUCAAAUUUCAUUUGGUGAAAUGAUAAUGUGUGAUAAUGAUUUGUGUCCAAUUGAGUGGUUUCACUUUUCUUGUGUGACACUAAGUACAAAACCUAAGGGUAAAUGGUUUUGUCCCAAAUGUCGUGGCGAUAGACCUAAUGUUAUGAAACCUAAGGCGCAAUUUUUAAGAGAGCUAGAGAAAUAUAAUAAGGAGAAAGAGGAAAAAACAUAGUCCGAAAGAAAAUUGAAAGAAGUUCUUCAAUAACAUAAAUAUAUGCUGUUGCAUUUGCAAAUAACUACAAUUUUUAUUUCUCAAGUAAAGUGUAUUUUUUCUAUUUUAAAUAAACUUUCAAAAGUCGG